CGUGUCAAUUACGACAUAUGACAAUUUCCCUAACCGUGGAACAUCAGUUUUUCUGAGUUGUGAUGUUCUUCUGACUGAUUUUUUCGGAAAUUUAACUUCGUUUUAAGGUUAAAAAUCGAUUAAACCGUCAAAAGAUAAACAUUUUAAAAAUGUACAGUGCUCAUCGCUAUCGUUAUAAAAAUGCCGGAUUAGAUGCUCAAGAAUUACGUCGGCGACGUGAAGAAGAAGGAGUUCAGUUGAGGAAACAGAAACGAGAACAUGAAUUGUGUAAAAGAAGGAAUCUCAGUUCACCAAAUGAACCUAUUCAAGAUGCAGAAAUUACAUCUACUAUGAUAGAAGAUAUUCCUGGAUCAGCAGUACUUACUAUCAUAACACCUGAAAUGGUUGCUGCAUUGUACACUGAUGUUAUUGAAGAACAGUUAAAUGCCACCCAGAAAUUUAGAAAAUUGCUAUCCAGAGAACCGAAUCCUCCGAUUGACGAAGUUAUACAGACGGGAAUCAUUCCGAAAUUUGUUGAAUUUUUACAAAAAAAUGACAAUUGUACAUUACAGUUUGAAGCGGCUUGGGCUCUUACUAAUAUUGCUUCUGGUACGUCGCUUCAGACAAGAAUUGUUAUCGAAGCAGGAGCUGUACCCAUAUUUAUCCGUCUACUCGAUUCCGAAUAUGAAGAUGUACAAGAACAGGCUGUGUGGGCUUUAGGAAAUAUUGCAGGUGAUAGUCCAGAAUGCAGAGAUUAUGUUUUAUCUCAAGGAAUUUUGAUGCCUCUGUUACAAUUAUUAAGUAAAUCGUCAAGAAUAUCUAUGACAAGAAAUGCAGUAUGGGCUCUUUCUAAUUUAUGUAGAGGAAAAAAUCCUUCUCCAAAAUUCGAAGAGGUUUCUCCAUGCUUACCAGUUUUAGCCAGAUUACUUUUUCAAAACGAUCCCGACGUAUUAGCCGAUGGCUGUUGGGCUUUAUCUUAUCUAUCAGACGGUCCAAAUGAGAAAAUACAAGCUGUUAUCGAUGCCGGCGUUUGUAGACGAUUAGUAGAAUUAUUAAUGCAUUCGAAUCAUAAUGUAGUAUCUGCGGCAUUACGAGCUGUAGGUAAUAUAGUGACGGGAGACGAUAUCCAAACUCAAGUAAUAUUAAAUUGUAAUGCCUUGCCUUGCCUUUUGCAUUUAUUGUCUUCUCCAAAAGAAUCCAUCCGCAAAGAAGCAUGUUGGACAAUUUCAAAUAUAACUGCUGGAAACAGGCAACAAAUUCAGGCUGUGAUUGAUGCCAAUAUUUUUCCCGUCCUCAUUGAAAUUUUGGGUAAAGCCGAAUUUAAAACAAAAAAAGAAGCUACUUGGGCUAUUACAAAUACUACAUCUGGUGGAUCGCCCGAACAAGUUAGAUUUUUAGUUGAGCAAGGAUGCAUCCCUCCAUUAUGUGUGUUGUUGACAAUGAUGGAUGCCAAGAUUGUUCAAGUAGCAUUAAAUGGAUUAGAAAACAUUUUAAGGUUGGGAGAACAAGAUGCCAAAAAUCAUGGCGGAAUAAAUCCCUAUGCCGUCAUCAUCGAAGAAUGCUACGGUUUGGACAAGAUAGAAUUUUUACAAUCACACGAAAACAUGGAAAUUUAUCAAAAGGCAUUCGAUAUCAUCGAACACUAUUUUGGAACAGAAGAGGAAGAUGCCCGUAUUGCACCUGUAGCCGACGAAAAUAGCCAUCAAUUCCAGUUUAGUGCUGCAGAUCAAGGUGUUCCUAUGGGUGGCUUUAAGUUUUGAGUAUAAAAAAAAAAAAAAAAUUUGUAAGAAUUAAAACAAAGGCAAAAAAAGUCUUUCUCCAGUUAUUUCAUUCAAGCAGCUCUUAUUUUACUUUUCGAAAUGAGAAAAAAAAUUUCCUAUAUUGAAGUGGUUGCCUUUUGAUCAUUAAUGCCUGAAAAUGACUGAUAUUUAGAUGCCGUAAGGACUAAAAUUAAAAGGGAAAAAAAAAGAACAUUUUUCUUCUAAAUAUAUUUUGGUAAUAUUUCUAGAGGUUGUAUUUCUCAGAUAACAGAAGUAAUGUUUGGAAUAUAUAAGCUAUACAUGACGAAAUAGUGAAAAAAAAAAUGUACAAGAUUGUUUUAAUAUAUUUAAAUAUAAAAAAUGUUUUGUUGCUGUUGUACAAACAAUAUUGAUUAAUUUAGAAAUGCUAAUGAAUUAGUAUGUAGAUUUUAUGUUGCUUUAAAUGAAUAAUUUAAUUAGUUUCACUAAUUCUUCCUUUCCUACAUUGCAUGUCACUUUACACUUACGUGAUUUAAAAUUUUAAGAUAAAAUUAUUACUAUUAUUAUAUAAAGUAGAAAAGAAAAUUUGAAAUAAUUUCCAACUAAAUCCUAGCAGUUAUUGGGAACACCGUGAGGUGUACAGUUUUCUUAUUGGUUUAAAAUUAAUUUUAAAACCUGUAAUCUAAAAAAAUAGCGUGCCUUAAGUAUCUAAAUUAUAGUAGCCGAUAAUCGCAUUUUACAUUCGGAAUUUAAUUUUAAGCAUAUAUUUCCUUUGAUAAGAUAUAUAUUAUUAAUUAUAUUAUAAGAUUAAUAAUUGCAUUUAUCCUAAUUUGAAAUAUUUAUGCUUCUAUUUAAAAUCACUAGAUUGUAUCGAAGUGAUAUUCUCACAUCAUGCUAUUAGCCCACAUUUUAAGCACACGAUAUUUGAACACCUCGAGAUUAAAAUCUCUGCACAAAGGCACACAUUUGUACAAUUAAUUCGGCCUAUGAAAAUUAUUCUGUUUAAAAAUUAUUUUUCUAAAAUAUUUAAAAUUUCAUAUAUACAUAUAUACAGAUAAAUAUAUUAAUGAUUAGCUUUAUUCAGUAUCAAAGUUUUCGUCUCUUAUUGGCUCUCGAAUAAUUAAUAGGAUAGUUUACGCUCAUAAUUCUUCUAACAAUUUGAUUCCAUAUCACUGAAUUUUCAGAUUAAAAUCUCUGACAAUCAAACCCUUUUUUAUAAAAAAAAAAAUAAGUAAAAGAAACGAAAAAAUGAACCUGUAUAUCAUAACCUUUUGUAAAAUUUCCUCAAAAUCGAUUAAUACAUUUUUCGAGACAUCUUUUAUUUGAUGUUAGAAAAAUCUUUGUAUCGUUACAGAAAAUUUCACGUUUUUCUCUUUCCUUUAUUUAUUUAAUUUUAUGCUAAUACGUAUGCGAUUGUUUAAACGACAGACUAUUUUUUCCCCCAUACGUUCAGUUGCGAGUUCUGUAAGAAAAAGUUUUCGUUCCCACUGCUGGGGUUUGGUUCAUUUAUAUCUGAAAAUUUGAAGAGAGUUGGUUUUAGAUCCCAAAAACAGUAAUGUUUUAUAAUGUGGAAAAAAAAAAAGAUAUUAUUGGUAUUUAUUCAAUAAGUUUUUUAAUAUAUUUAUUUAAAUAUUUUUCUUUAAGAAUCAGAUUUUUAAAUUGAAAAACAAUCAAUUUAAAAAUAUGAUUAUUAUUUUUUUGUUCCAUUUUGAUGAGAUGUAUUGUCAAGAAAAUUUAUUUUUUUAGUCAACAACAUAUAUUCUUUUCUUGAUUAAUAUAAAUAUAUGUAGAUAGAUAGUUAAGAAAUCUGUUUGAAUAAUUUAAAUGAUGAUAAUGAUGAACUUCUGAACUUUGUUUCGAUUGAAUCUGUCAACGGGGAAAAAAAUCCUGAAGCAGAUCUUCUCAAAAAAAUAUUUCUAGAAUGUUGACUUUAAUAUUACUUUGUGUAUAUUUGUUAUCUCUGUGAUGGUGUGUCUUAUUCUUCCAGUAAAAUUUUCUUCAGAAUUGUGUAAAUAACAAUCUAAACGACUAAUAACAGUAAUAAUUAAUAAUGAUAAUUAAUAAUAGUGGCACAGCCGAAUUUCAGUUUUGCUUAAUAUUGUGUUUUUAUUUUGUGUCGUGUUAAUUCAUAUAUAAUUAAUUUUUUCAAUUGUUAAACUAUGGUUAUCCUUGAAAUUGUCUUCUAUUAAUAAUAAUUAUGUAAUAUCCUAAGAUAGUAACUAAGAAAAAAAAAACAAUAUAGAAACAUUUUAAGUAUAGAUUUAAAAAUUUAUGUAGAUUAUCCACAUUAAGGAACAAAGAAAUAAAACAUGAAACAACACCACAGACACAGACACAAACAUACACAAAACACACACAAUGAAUGAGAAAAACUGAACACGACGAUGUGGGUUUGACUGGUGGCAGAUCGUUUUUUAUAUAUAAUGCACUCAAAGUAAUAUAUUAUCGCAAAAAUUAUCUUUGAGAUGAAUUUUUGCUAUCCUUUGCAUAGCCAAAAGCGUUCGUAAUGAAUUAUUAUUUAAUAAAUUUAGAGCAGAGAUAGCAAUGUAAAAAUUGAUUCAAUAUAACUGCUGUAACGUCUUUGUUGCGUCGGAAUCGACGACUGUAAGUAAUAACCGUAGAAAAAUCGAAACCACUCGGAUUUAGAUCGUCGUCUGAAUCUUCUGAUUUGUCCAGAAAAAUAUCUGAGUUGUGGGCCAAAACAUUAGUCAUUCUACAACUUAAAAAGAAAAUAUAAUCCCUCUUCCUGUUUUAUAACAUGCCAGAAGAGAAGAUAAACUUUUCCCCCAUACUAUGCAAAAUUAGUUUUGACUGUGAUAUUUCAUUUAAUUGAAAACUUUGACUAUUGUGAGAAAUUUAAAUAUGUACAGACGACAAAUUUUAAUAAUUUAAUCAGCAAAUUUAAUUAACUAACUGGAUAAAGAAUUAUUUUCAGUUUGUAAUUAUCUAGUCUACUUGAUUUCACAAUAGUCAGCUUUAUUGUAAAUGUUUGAAGUGUUUUUUUUUUUAUUGUGUAGUUUAUGCUUAUUAUAAUUAUAAUUAUUAUUAUUAUUAUUAUUAAAUUUUUUUUACUCAGGGCAAUAAUAAUAAUACUGUAUUGUGUUAUUUAAAUUAGUUUAAACGAUUAAACAAAAGGGAUGUUACUAGGAAAAAAAAGAAUUGUUUUCGUAUUGUCAUUUAGAAAUUUUUUAACAAAAAAGAAACGAAAGUACUUGUUAGGAUAAUGUAAUAUUCUUUAUAUAUACUAGGCACAUCCCUAAUUUUUAAACUUUGUGUGCAGUCUGCCAGUUCUUACUCACAAACAUUGUACAUAUACACAACACAUUCACAACAAGUACAACAUGUACAUAGGACACUGUAUACUACAAUCAUUACUUGUACAAUGUACAUGCAUUACUAAUCAUAUUUGUGAAAAGAAAAAAAAUGUAUUAAAUUUUUUUGUUUGAUUAAUAAAGAAAAUUUGUGUAUGUAAAUGAUA
Molecule: messenger RNA, 5196 nt
Organism: Centruroides sculpturatus (bark scorpion)
Lineage: Eukaryota; Metazoa; Arthropoda; Arachnida; Scorpiones; Buthidae
Gene: Kap-alpha1
Product: importin subunit alpha-6-like
Exons: 13
Coding region: 150-1739 (529 amino acids)
Biological process (GO): NLS-bearing protein import into nucleus
Cellular component (GO): nucleus; cytoplasm; nucleoplasm
Molecular function (GO): nuclear import signal receptor activity; protein binding
Source: RefSeq, a predicted model, not a curated record